UUCUCAAAAACACAAAAUCAUUCCAUACUCUCUCUUUCUCUCUCAAGAAAACAAAACUAAGGAGAGGAAGAAGAAGAUCAUGUCAGGCGUGUGGGUGUUCAAGAACGGAGUGAUAAGACUUGUGGAGAACCCUAACCAGUCAGGAUCCGACACACACAGCCGAAGGAAAGUGAUGGUCUAUUUACCGACAGGAGAAGUUGUCUCAUCUUACUCGACGCUCGAGCAGAUCCUCCAGAGUCUUGGAUGGGAGAGGUACUUUGGCGGCGACACAGAUCUCCUCCAAUUCCACAAACGCUCCUCCAUUGAUCUCAUUUCUCUCCCUAGAGAUUUCACCAAAUUCAACUCCGUUUACAUGUACGAUAUCGUCGUCAAGAACCCUAGUUACUUCCAUGUCCGAGACUCCCAUUGAUUUUUCUUUUGUGUUUUUUGUGUCUUUUGUGUGUGUUGUUCGGUUGUUUUAUUAUUUAGAGUUUGUUGGGUUUUGUUUUUAGUUGCAUGUGCAUGUUUUAUUUGUUGUGGACGUUGGAAGUUGUGUUACGUAAUUGUGGUUUGAUG
Molecule: messenger RNA, 555 nt
Organism: Arabidopsis arenosa
Lineage: Eukaryota; Viridiplantae; Streptophyta; Magnoliopsida; Brassicales; Brassicaceae
Source: the annotation of a GenBank genome assembly